AUGGGUUUUGUAACCUGGACAACUCCUUUAAGGUUAUUGAAUAUAGCCAUACAAGUGAACUCAAGUCAUACAACUGUGAAAUAUUUCAUUAUUAAAGGUAUAUCAGAUGUACCUGAGAUGCAGGUUCUGAUCUUCUUAUUGGUGUUUGUCAUUUAUCUCAUCACUGUUGGUGGCAACUUGACCAUACUCCUAUUAAUCUGCCUGGACCAUCAUCUCCACACUCCCAUGUACUUCUUUCUGGGCAACUUAUCAGUGGUAGAUAUAUCCUGCUCCACCAUCACUCUACAUAGAAUUCUUCUAAGUUUCCUAACAGGAGAUAACACCAUCUCCAUUACCGAGUGCAUGGUACAGACAUAUAUGUUUGGUUCCUUUGCUGGUCAUGAGUUAUUUAUAUUAACAGUCAUGAGCUACGACCGCUAUGUAGCAGUCUGUAACCCUUUGAGCUAUCACAUGGUCAUGAACCGCAGGACGUGUGGUCUUUUGGCUUCUUUUUGCUGGGUGUUGGGUUUUGCACAAACAAUUUCGCUUGUUUUGAUUCUCUCUAGUUAUGCAUGUUACACUUCCAAUGAAAUUGACCACUUCUUCUGUGACAUCAUCCCUAUGAUGAAAAUGACAUGUAGUGAUACCUCUGUUUUGGAAAGGUUGUUCUUCUUCCAAGGACUCUUCCUUCUAACUGUUGCUCCAUUUGUUCUCACCUUCAUGCCUUAUGUCUUCAUCAUUUUCGCCAUAGUGAAGAUUCAUACUAACUUUGGCCGACGUAAAGCCUUCUACACAUGUUCCUCACAUCUGACGGUGGUCGUGUUGCUGUACUCUACACUAGCAAGUCAAUAUCUUGCCCCAAACUCUAUUACCAGUUUGAGCUCCAAGAAACUUUUUGCUUUGUUCAACACUGCAGUUGUUCCUAUGCUCAAUCCACUGAUCUACAGCUUAAAAAACAAAGAUGUCAAAGAGGCUAUGAAAAGAAAGUUAUUUUUCUUCAAUCUCACCAGCUAA
Molecule: messenger RNA, 993 nt
Organism: Bufo gargarizans (Asiatic toad)
Lineage: Eukaryota; Metazoa; Chordata; Amphibia; Anura; Bufonidae
Product: olfactory receptor 6C74-like
Exons: 2
Coding region: 1-993 (330 amino acids)
Biological process (GO): G protein-coupled receptor signaling pathway
Cellular component (GO): membrane
Molecular function (GO): G protein-coupled receptor activity; olfactory receptor activity
Source: RefSeq, a predicted model, not a curated record